UUUGAUGAGGCUUAGAACUCUUUAUUACCUCUUGUUUUUUCCUGCUAUCUAAAUUGAUGUUUUGUUUUAUCUGGGAAACUAAUAAAGAGAGGAGCAAAAAUUUUGCGAAGCAGUUUUUUGUCCUACAGUUGGUGAGAGAUAUGGCUUAUGUUGCUGUGAUUUCUCUCUUACGAACUCUAGAGCAACUUGGGCAGCUGCAGCCUCAUUGGAUAAGUGCUGAAACAAGAAUAAUGGUGGACUCUCUCCUUGUUAGUCUUGAAUAUUUCCAAAACUUUCUCGAGAACACGAGCAAGAGAAGUCAAGAUCAUGGACAGAUUAAAGAGCUGGAGAGAGAUAUUAGAACUGUAGUAAAUGAAGCAGAGGAUGUGAUUGAACUAAAGAUAUAUGAAACUAAUCAACUGGAUCGAACGAUGGCAAGCAAGGGAUUAUGUGAAAUCUUACCUCCACUUGUAGAAAAGAUUGACCUUGUGAAAAGGGAGGUGAUGGGAUGUAGUUUCAGUACAGAUAAAAUCCAUGGCUAUGGUGAUCCAAUGAAUGAGAAUCUGCAGCUGGGUCAUUCAUCUAGACAAGUUGCAAAUCUGAAUCUAGAAACUACUGUUGUAGGCCUUGAGGAUGACUUGAUGAAAAUCAAGAGAAGAUUAACAGGGCCCCCAUCUACUCGAGAAAUUGUCCCGAUUCUGGGAAUGGGGGGGAUAGGCAAAACGACACUUGCUAGAAAGGCAUACGAUGAUUCUGAAAUCAGGCACCGGUUUGAUGUCCAUGUUUGGGUGACAGUUUCUCAAGAAUACCGAAUUAGAGAUUUGUUGUUAGGUGUUCUUUCUUGUACUUCAGAUGAGAUCAAAGAGACUGAUGAUCAACUGAUGGAUAUGAUAUACAAAAACUUAAAGCGUAAGCGGUAUCUAGUUGUCAUGGAUGAUAUUUGGAGUAAUGAUGUCUGGGAUCUUAUGACAAGAACUUUUCCAGACGACAACAAUGGUAGUCGAAUUAUUUUGACUAGUAGGCUUAAAGAUCUGGCUAUUCAUGCUGACCCUGACAGCCCUCCUCAUGAGAUGAGACUCUUGAGUUCAUAUGAAAGUUGGAAGUUACUUCAUGACAAGGUGUUUGGGGUAGAACAUGAGAUUUGUCCUCCUGAACUAAAGGACAUCGGGAAGCAAGUAGCACAAAAAUGCCAAGGACUACCUUUAGCUCUUCUAAUUGUUGCAGGACAUCUCUCUAAAAUUGCUAGAACACCAGAAAGUUGGGGAGAUGUUGCCAAAAGUGUAAGUAAAGUUGUUGCUCAUGAAUCAGAUAUAUGUCUAGGAGUGCUUGCUAUGAGUUACAAUUACUUACCUAAUCACCUUAAACCAUGUUUCCUUUACAUGGGAGUCUUUCCAGAAGAUAGCGAGGUUAACAUUGUGACAUUGAUCAACUUAUGGGUUUCUGAGGGUUUUCUAGGGAAAGAAAAGCUCAAAAGCAUGGAACAAAUGGGAAGAGAUUGUUGGGAGGAUCUUGUUAGUAGGCAUCUGAUAAUGGUUAGAAAGAGGAGAUUUAAUGGCGAGGCGAGAACAUGUGGUGUCCAUGAUCUGGUUCGCGACUUGAUUUAAAGAGAAGCUGAGAAAGAGAUGUUCUUGCAGGUUACUAGAACUCACGAAGGCACGAAUCCUUCGGCAAAGAAGCUUCAUGUUCGUCGCU
Messenger RNA from Nicotiana attenuata, 1671 nucleotides. Its product is annotated as putative late blight resistance protein homolog R1A-10. Lineage: Eukaryota; Viridiplantae; Streptophyta; Magnoliopsida; Solanales; Solanaceae. The transcript has a single exon. Bases 57 to 1583 code for a protein of 508 amino acids. The record is from RefSeq and is a predicted model, not a curated record. Gene Ontology annotation, biological process: defense response to other organism. Gene Ontology annotation, molecular function: ADP binding.